CUUCCGCAGUGUGGGCGGGGCUUAGGGAUGUUUUGUGAUGGAAAGGAAAAUGGCGGCUGUUCGGAAACGGCGCUAACUUUACACUGAGAGAGUAACGCUGGCGUGGAAAUACGCGAGUUCAGGAGUAACUUACAGAUAAGUAACUGUAGUCGUUCCUGUAUUUUAAUGCACCGGGUGGCGUGAAGGAGACGCGGCGGGCAGAAGGCGGGGGUAGCGGCUGAGGACGCCUCCGACGUCCCGAGAGUCUCUGUCCUCCGGUGGUUUACCGCCGAGCGGAGGGACACCGAGGGACAGACUGAGGGACACCGAGUGACAGACUGAGGGACACCGAGUGACAGACUGAAGGACACCGAGGGACACCCUGAGGGACACGGAGAGACACUGAGGGACACCGAGAGACAGACUGAGGGACACCGUGGGACAGACUGAGGGACACCGUGGGACAGACUGAGGGACACUGAGGCAGAGGUGGAGGCGGCUGUAGGGAGGUGGAGGCAGGCGGCUCGGCGCUCGGAGGUUCUGGUCCUGGAGGUUCUGUCAUGAUGGACGAGUCCAAGCCGCGGUUCAGCAAGAGGCUGCGCGCCGGAACCCGCCGCCGUUACCAUGACGACGGCGUCUCGGACGAGGAGACGGACGGGCGGAGGACGUUCGACCUGGACGAGCCGCUGAGCAGCGAGCGCUUCGGCUCCGCCCGCAUCGUCCGCAUGGCGGGGACAGACUUCACCUAUGAGUACGUCCAGAGAGGCGGUCUGAGGGACCCCGUCCUGUUCCAGAGGCCGGACGGACUGGGACUGCAGAUGCCAGAGCCGGACUUCAGCGUCAACGACGUCAAGAUGUUUGUGGGGAGCAGGCGGAUGAUGGACGUGAUGGACGUGAGCACCCAGAAGGCCACGGAGAUGUCCAUGGCCCAGUGGACGCGCUACUACGAGACGCCGCCGUCCCAGAGGGAUAAGCUCUACAACGCCACCAGUCUGGAGUUCAGCCACACCAAGCUGGACCGCCUGGUCCGCAGGCCGGCCACGCUGGACCUCCUGGACUGGGUGGACACCAUGUGGCCUCGUCACCUGAAGGAGAGACAGAGAGACUCCAGCAGCUCCGUCCCCGACAUGCAGUACCCCAAAGUCCAGAAGUACUGCCUGAUGAGCGUGGAGGGCUGCUACACCGACUUCCACGUCGACUUUGGGGGAACCUCAGUUUGGUACCACGUCCUGCGGGGCAGCAAGGUGUUCUGGCUGAUCCCCCCGACCCCCCAGAACCUGCAGCUGUAUGAGGACUGGGUUCUGUCCGGGAAGCAGGGGGACGUCUUCCUGGGGGACCGAGCGUCCGACUGCCAGCGGAUGGAACUGCAGCGGGGCUGCACCUUCAUCAUCCCCUCAGGCUGGAUCCACGCCGUCUACACCCCGGUGGACUCCCUGGUCUUCGGAGGGAACUUCCUGCACAGCUUCAACGUCCCCACGCAGCUGGACGUCUGCAGCAUCGAGGACAGAACCCGAGUUCCCGUCAAGUUCCGGUUCCCGUUCUACUACGAGAUGUGCUGGUACGUGUUGGACCGCUACGUCUUCAGCCUGACCGGGACGUCCUACCUGACGCCCGAGUUCCAGAAGCUCUCGCUGGGGAUCGGUCUGAAGAAGCGUCCUGCUUCUGAAGCGUCCGGCGAGCAGGAGGAAGAGGAGGAGGAGGAAGAGGAGGAGGAGGAAGGGGACAGUGACGACGACCCCCCCGCAGGUCAAAUCCACCUGACCCCCCUGGAGCUGGACGGCCUGUGGAACCUGCUGGGGAAGCUGGAGGUGCUGCCGUCCAACAGGAAGUGCGUCCCGGCCGGGAUCCACAACGCUGCCGCGCUCGUCUCACACGUCAAGGCUCUGCUGAAGGAACACGCCAACGACGUCCCCAAGCUGUCCUACACCGGGAAGCCCGUCGUCCGCUGGCCCCGCAGGCCGUCGUGGUACCGGCCUCCUCCUCCGCCCACUCCACCUCCCCGUCCCAAGCUGGUCCCCGUCCCCGUCCCCGUCCCCGUCCCGGCCCCGCGGCCCCAGAAGCCCGCCUCCUCCAUGUCAGUGCUGCGGCGCCGCAGGGUCAGGUGUAAGCGCUGUGAGGCGUGCGUGAGGCCGGAGUGCGGCGAGUGUAACUUCUGCCGGGACAUGAAGAAGUUCGGCGGUCCGGGGAAGCUGAAGCAGACCUGCGUCCUGCGGCAGUGUCUCUCUCCGGGCCUCCCGCUGUCUGCAGUGUGUGAGAUCUGUAAGGAGCCGAACCAGGAGGAGACUGGAGACCCGUCCCUCACACUGAUGGAGUGCUCCAACUGCGCACAAAUCGUCCAUCCUGCCUGUCUGACGGUUCCGGGAGACGGAGUGGUGAACCAAGACCUGCCCAGCUGCUGGGAGUGUCCCAAGUGCGUCCAGGGAAUCACCGAUCCCGAGCAGGUCGGGGGCGAGCGAGCCGACUCUCUUCCAGCGAAGAGGAAGUCUUCGUCUCUGCUGGACGCUCGCAUGGCGAAGAUCUACCGCCGGCAGCGCCACGGCCGCGACGGAGACGACUCUGCCAGCGAGGACGAGGACGAAGCCCACAGGAGGAAGAUGGCGCUGCACGCCCGGGGCGGGGGCCACGCCUCCAGGAGGGGCUUCGGGGCCAGUAGGAGGAGCCUGCUGAGAGGAGGCUCCGCCCCCAGGAGCGCCCGGGCGGGCUUCGGGACUCCCGGCUCCGCCUCCGUCCUCAAGCUGAAGCGAGGGGCGGGGCCGAGGGACGGCGUGCGGCGGGGCCGAGGCGUCCGGCUGCGAGGCGGAUCCAGGAUGCAGCGGCGGGGGGACGACUCCGAGGACUCCGACGAAGACGACGAGGACGAGGAGGACGAGGACGAGGAGGAGGAGGAAGACGAGGAGGACGAGGAGGAGGACAGCGAGGACGGAGAGAAAGAGCGGCAGCAGCACCGGCGCCGGAGGAGGCGCCGAACGGACGAGGACGAAGACGAGGACGAGGACAGCGAGGGGCGGGCCUUCGACCCCGAGGAGGAGGACAUGGACACACUGGAGGACGAGGACGACGAGGACGACGAGGCGGAGGACGGACGCUGGGACUCGGACCCGGAGCCGCCGGUGCUGCUGGUGUCCGACCUGAACGACGAGCUGCUGAGCGGAUCCUACCUGACGGUGACGCUGCAGCGCCCCCAGCAGGCCCGGAGGACGCCCGGUUCCAUCGUUCCCAAGCUGGAGGCGGCGAUGGGCCCCCGAGGCGCGGCCGGAGGGCCCGGCCCCCCGCAGGCCCUGGUCCAGAGGAGGACCGGUCUGUCCAGAGGUCCCCGGGCCCAGGCGGGGGACGGCGUCCCCAGAGGACCCGGAAGGCCCCGCCUGCGCGGUAACCAUGGAGACCGCGGCUCCAGGCCGCGCUCUGCCUCGUCCUCAGAGGAAGACGAAGCGGCGGCCGCCGCCCUGUCCCCCCCGUCCCUGCUGUCCACUCCGUCCUUCAGAGACGUGGGGAACGAGCGGGGGGGCGAGAAGGAGGUCUGGGUCUCCGUCUUCAAGUUCCUGAACCGGAACGAGCUGCUGGUCUGCAUGACGGUCUGCAAGGCCUGGUACAAGUGGAGCUGUGACAAGCGUCUGUGGAGCCAUGUGGACGUGAGCCGCGGCGGUCCUCUCAGGAACCAGGCCCUGGCCGGCAUCGUCAAGCGGCAGCCCGUCUCGCUGGACCUGUCCUGGACUCCCGUGGCCAAGAGACAGCUCAACUGUCUCCUCACCAGGCUCCCAGGUCUGAGGGAGCUGCGGGUGUCCGGCCUGUCCUGGUUCUGUCUGUCCUCCAUGGUGUCCCCCUCGCUGCCCCACCUGCGGCUGCUGGACCUGCGCUGGUGCGAGGGAGUGGGCGACGCCCAGAUCAGGGACAUGGUCUGUCCCCCGGGUUCGGAGUCGUCCCGCAGCCGCCUGAGGACGGUGGGGACGCUGCGUCUGUCUGGGCUGGACGUGAGCGACGCCACGCUGCGGCUGCUGCAGCGCCACCUGCCGCUGCUGCGCCGCCUCGACCUGUCGCACUGCCGCAACGUCUCCGACGCCUCCGUCGCCCUGCUGGCCGCCGCCGGCUCGCACACCCGCCACAACCUGAGCGAGCUCUCCCUGGCAGGCUGCGGCGGCCUGACGGACGCCGUCCUGCCGUCCCUGAAGCGCCUCCACUCCCUGACCCUGCUGGACCUGCGGGGCUGCCGCGGCGUCAGCCGGAGGAUGUGCGACGCCUUCAUCUCCGACCUGUCCCAGGUGGCGCUCUACUGCAUGAUGGAGGAGAAGCUCAUCCAGCGCCUGGACUGAGGCCGGCGCCGGGGUCAAGGGUCACCGGGGGGGGGGGGGACGUCUCACUCUGAUCUCUUUU
Salarias fasciatus (jewelled blenny) is the source of this 4347-nucleotide messenger RNA. Its product is annotated as lysine-specific demethylase 2A-like. The transcript is spliced from 25 exons. The record is from RefSeq and is a predicted model, not a curated record. Lineage: Eukaryota; Metazoa; Chordata; Actinopteri; Blenniiformes; Blenniidae. Bases 540 to 4286 code for a protein of 1248 amino acids. Gene Ontology annotation, molecular function: protein binding; DNA binding; zinc ion binding.